CUUUACCUAAGCCCCCGUAUACCCUUACCCACGCACAUACACACUUUCCGGGGCAAAAUUUAUGGAUUUGUUAUAAAAACUAUCCAAACGAUCGUGGUACGCUGUCAGUUACGUUUCAAACCACGAUCACAGCACAUCGUGAUCUCGUCGGAAGAUCCGCAUCAUUCCAAGAUGUUUAGGGAAUACAGUUUGUGCGCUGUUGCGAUAGUGCUGUACGUUCUUAUCGGGCUGGUUAGUUCGACCGGGUUCUACAUCGACAAUGGUGUCGAUCAAACCGUCCGGGAGAAGAGUGUCGAGCUGCACGAGCGGCAAGAGAUUGAGCAUGAAAUUCUAGAACUGCUGGGACUUCCCGAUCGUCCCAACAAGCAGCAUGUGCAUCCUUCCUUAAGAAAAUCAGCACCCCAGUUCCUGCUCAACAUCUACCACAAGUUUACGGAGGAAAUGAACGGUGGCCGGCGGCGGAAACGGUACGCGGACGGCGCCAACCUGCUCACGAUCGCCGACGAACGGGCGAUCGGCGAGAGUGACGUGAUCAUGUCCUUUCUCAACAAAGCCAACCGCCAUCUGCCCAAGAUCCGGCAUCAUCGCGGUGGCCAUCGGCUGUGGUUCGACACGGCCGAGAUCGAUGCGGAGCGGGACAACAAUCAGCUGCUGUACGCGAGCUUGCGCAUGUACAAGAACCGCACGACCGAGCGGCCCUGGGAUGCGAUCGUCCGGGGCCGGCAGAUAGUGGUGCGUGCGUCACUGAUCGGUGGGUACGAUGCGGCAAAGGAUGGGCAUCGGUUGGAGCUGGUGGCGGAACAAUCGGUACCGUACAACUACGACGGCUGGGUCGAGCUGAACGCUACCCAGGCCAUGCAACGGUGGGUCGUCGAGCGGGUCGCCAAUAAGGGCAUUUUCGUUGAGGUUUACUAUGAGGAAAGCCCACGGAAGGAGAUUCUGCCGCACGAGGUCGGUUUGAUACUGUCGAACCGGUUCGGUCGCUAUCAACCGUUUCUCGUGGGCUACUGUAAAGGGCCGGAGCUGGUCCAACCGACGGCAGCCCUUGCCGGUGGCAGUGGGACGGUCGGGGGGCGCUCGAAACGUAGCGUCCGGCGAAAGGCGGGAACCGGCACUGGGAAGCGUAGCGAUCGGGUGCGAAAUCCGUUCCUGGAGCGGUUCGGCGGCGGUGGCGAACGACACAAAAGCUGCCAGAUACAGACGCUGUACGUGAGCUUCCGGGAUCUGAACUGGCAGGAUUGGAUCAUCGCGCCGGACGGGUUCGGGGCGUUCUUUUGCUUCGGCGAGUGUAACUUCCCGCUCAACACGCACAUGAACGCGACGAACCAUGCGCUGAUACAGACGCUGGUGCAUCUGAUGCAUCCGACGCGCGUCCCGAAACCGUGCUGUGCACCGACCAAGCUGAAUCCGAUCUCGGUGCUGUAUCAUAUCGAUGAUGCGAACAUUAAUUUGAAAAAGUAUAAAAAUAUGGUUGUUAAGAGUUGUGGGUGUCUGUAGGGAGGGUCCUGGGGCGGAUGGGAGAGGCUUGUGGCGUUUGAAGCUUCCAGUGAUAGGGGGAAAACAAGGAAGGGAACGAGAACAAAAUGUAAAUUAGGCUUUAAAUAAAACUAAUUAAUGAAUGGAUGUUCAUUAACUUACUUUUACGAUUUUACGAUAGAAAUUUACACCUUUUUAACAAUGUUUAGAUGUGUUUAGAGGAAGGCGUUUUGUUGUAUAUUCCAAUUAUAUGUUAAGCCAUUUAAAACCUCGAAAAAUUGCACUACAUAAAUAUUAAAAAAAGACUGAAAUGAUAAAAAUAAAAAAUAAAAAAGAGAGCUUUUAGUUACCAUCAUGUUGAAAUAUAAGAAAGAAUAAAACAAUUAAAAGUAACAAACUACGAAAUACGAAAGAAAGCAAUAAAACAUGAUAUGAAAUUAAAAUGGAAAAAAAAUUCUAGGGGAAGACGGGGUAAAGACGGACAAAAGGAAGUUCAGGAAAAUGUAAAAAAAAAUGUAAAAAAUAUAAAUAC
Molecule: messenger RNA, 2008 nt
Organism: Anopheles gambiae (African malaria mosquito)
Lineage: Eukaryota; Metazoa; Arthropoda; Insecta; Diptera; Culicidae
Product: protein 60A
Exons: 2
Coding region: 172-1497 (441 amino acids)
Biological process (GO): SMAD protein signal transduction; BMP signaling pathway
Cellular component (GO): extracellular region
Molecular function (GO): growth factor activity; cytokine activity
Source: RefSeq, a predicted model, not a curated record